CAGGAAGGUGGAAAUGUCUUGCAGUUGUGGAAUAUUAUCUUCCCUGAAACAAGAGACAACAAUACAGAUAAAGGGAUGUGGUGGAGUCAUUCGAAUUGACUCAUACUACUCUGCCGUUUUAAGCACUAUUUUCGCAUUACGAGGAGAUAAUCAAGUUUUUAUUUUUUUGACGUGACAACGUCUUAAAUUAGGUUGUGGCUGGGAGUCACUUAUGAAAAAGUGUAACGCCCGGUAACGUUACGAUGAGUCACCGAACGAGAGAGAGGCCCGCCGAAUGCCUUGCGUCUCUCUCCCACUCAACUAUGAUCGGUCUGCCGCGCAUUGAAUCGGCGCAUGCUUGUCUCUGUCUUUGUCUUUCUCGAACGUUCUUGGCGUUGGAAAAACAAGAAAGCGUCAUAAUACAAGUUCACACGUGUGGUUAAAGUAUCGUCUGCUGUGUCUGUAGUGAAAAUGUGGAGUGCUUAGAUUCGUCAUUUACAACAACUACAACAAUAAAGGGGCGUCGUUCCCCAUCUCGCCCAGUAUCCUAUGACUCGGAGGUGAGUGUGAAUUCGGCGCGUGCGUCCUGCUGCAUAAAAAGGAAUCAAUAUCACCACCGACAUCAGCGCCCUUCACCACACGUCUCGCCGUCAACGUCGACGUCCAAGAGUACCACCGCCGUCGGCUCACCUCCAAGGUAUCACCUCUCACGCAAAGUGAGAAUGGCUGACACUGAAUUCGAGGAAUUUCGACAAUAUUUCGAACGACUGCCCCAACAUCUCCAGGCACCAAUAUCAAAUUACACGCUCGUACAUGAUGUUAUGCUUGAUGACUCUUCGACAUCGUCGCAGGCAAGCGAUGGAGAUGUUGGACGCUCAUGUGUGGGGAUUCCGGGGGAUUCCGAUGAGGAGGAUGGAGGGAUGAUUCGCCGACACGAUAAUCAGAGUGGACAUACCUCCGGGGAUGACAGUGAAGAUUUGAAUCAUCACUCCUCUCUUGUUGCUGACAGCGAUUUUAGCUUGUUCGGUGGACUAAGCAGCAGGGGUCGAUACACCAACUUAACUGGCAUUCUACCAUCGACGGGACGUGACAGUAUGGUGAGCGACGUCGGUGGAUCCUGCUCGAGUUUGGGAUCCUGGGCGACGCCAGAACAUCAUCCUAAUCGUCCUGGUAGUAGUGGAAAUGAGAGAAAACGGAGGCGACUUCCGGAAAUUCCAAAAAACAAGAAAUCAGUAACUUCGACUCCGUCGCUGGCUGAGGAGUUAGCAGGGGCCACUGGGUCAUCUAGGCCCCAUUUGGUGCUUCGGAAGUGUCACUCGAGGCUCCGCCAUGAAGACAGCUCACCUGAUAGCGAGAGAAUGGCGACUGAUAGUGGACACAGCACUGCACACUCCCCUGAUAAUGGGCCUAAGAGUGUCUCCCCUAUUCCCUGCAAUACUCUGCAGAAUACUGAGUCAGUUUCUCCAAGUAGUACGCCAGGAAGUGGAGGCGUUCCCUUCACUCAAUUAGAGCUUCUAGAGGCCACCCAUCGGGGUCUCCACAAAUUUAUUCCCCGUCAUCACGACGAAAUUGACCUCGAAAUUGGCGAUCCAAUCUACGUACAAAAAGAGGCAGACGAUCUUUGGUGUGAGGGAGUCAACUUGCGAACAGGACGUCAGGGGAUUUUCCCAUCCGCCUACGCAGUAGACAUGGACUACAGUGAUUUUGAUCCUUCAGCCCCCAAAGUCAAGAGAGAGAGGUAUCUACUGGGAUACCUCGGCUCAGUUGAGACUCUCGCACAUAAAGGGACUGGGGUUGUUUGUCAGGCUGUGAGGAGAAUCGUGGGUAAUGCCUCCGAGGAUUCACCGGAUUCACAGAGAUGUAUUCUUGAGGUUUCGGAUCAGGGCUUGCGAAUGGUAGACAGGAGCAAGCCACGAAAAAAUGGACCAUGUCACGACUAUUUCUACUCGCUGAAAAAUGUAUCAUUUUGUGCAUUCCAUCCCCGAGAUCAUCGAUACCUUGGUUUUAUCACAAAGCACCCGACCCUUCAGAGGUUUGCUUGUCACGUGUUCAUUGGACCGGAGUCAACGAGGCCCGUAGCCGAAGCCGUUGGACGAGCCUUCCACCGAUUCUACACUAAAUUCAUUGAGACUGCUUUUCCAAUUGAGGACAUAUAUAUUGAGUAAACCUACUUUUAGUAUCUCACUGGAGGCCGGGAGCUUCAAAUAUCCCCACGCCUACAAAACCCAUCAGAAUGAUACCCACUGUACAUAAACCCUAAUUAGGUGUAGAUACAAAUAUAUUAUGAAGAAAAUAAAAUGCGAAUCAAAGAAACCCACGCGACAGUUUCAUCCACAAAAUCUCAUUCAUUUUUUUGUUUAUUCUCAAGUGAUUACUUUCAUCUUCAUAAAUCCUUGAGAAAAUUAAUUUCAUUUAUUCUCACAACUUCCGGUGUUUCUUACAUGUCAAGAUGUGACGUGUAUGUCACGUUACAUAAUAUUCAGUUCACAAUGUUUGUUCAUGGAGGUGGCAUUCAUAAUUGUUUUUAUAAUUGAUAUUAGAAAAGUUCAGUUGAAAAUUUUGUUGUUGCUGAGGAUAGUUUCACCAUCUAGUAAGUCAACUACUCCUGGAAAUGUGUGAGAAAUAAAUUGAGAGAAGAAAACUAAUUAAAAAAAUUAAAACUCA
This is a messenger RNA of Diachasmimorpha longicaudata, 2643 nucleotides long. RefSeq names its product JNK-interacting protein 1 (gene Aplip1). Lineage: Eukaryota; Metazoa; Arthropoda; Insecta; Hymenoptera; Braconidae. The transcript has 8 exons. Gene Ontology annotation, molecular function: MAP kinase scaffold activity; JUN kinase binding. The record is from RefSeq and is a predicted model, not a curated record. Gene Ontology annotation, cellular component: cytoplasm. Gene Ontology annotation, biological process: JNK cascade; regulation of JNK cascade. The coding region runs from base 702 to 2144 and encodes 480 amino acids.